AUGGACUCCAAGAACUUUCAGACCCCACCUGGCUCGCUGGGUGCCAAGACCGUGGGUGUUCCCAUCUACUGCGUCGUCAUCGUGCUUUUUGUGUUCUUGUUUAAUUUCUUCAUUCCGAUUGGGUUCCUUGGCGCGAAUUUCUUGUACUGCACUGAGAUCGCGCCGCUGGGGCUGAGGGUGGCUAUGUCGAGCAUCUCGACUGCUAAUCAUUGGUUGUGGAACUUUGUCGUCACUAUGAUCACGCCAGUUGCCAUCAGCACGAUCGGAUAUCAGUAUCAUAUCGUCUUCACGAUCAUUGGAUUCUGUAUCCCAGUAUCCGUAUACUUCCUUUACCCAGAGACCAUGGGGCUUCGGCUCGAGGACAUCGAUCUAAUCUUCCGUGAAAGUCCAUCGGUGAUGAAGACCGUGGCCCUAUGCCCGGAAUCGGGUCUCGUCCAAAGAUGA
Messenger RNA from Diaporthe citri, 444 nucleotides. RefSeq lists its product as uncharacterized. The transcript is spliced from 4 exons. Bases 1 to 444 code for a protein of 147 amino acids. Lineage: Eukaryota; Fungi; Ascomycota; Sordariomycetes; Diaporthales; Diaporthaceae. Gene Ontology annotation, molecular function: carbohydrate:proton symporter activity. Gene Ontology annotation, biological process: transmembrane transport; carbohydrate transport. The record is from RefSeq and is a predicted model, not a curated record. Gene Ontology annotation, cellular component: membrane.